UGAAUAGAAUUUGUUGACUAAGUGCGAUAGGACUGGGCAGAACCUUGAUUUUUGUUUGCAUUUUUAUUUGAAAGACAGACACACGAGAGUUGAUCUUUCAUCCUCUCUAGUGAUAAAUAAUAACAAAAACUUGACCACAUCCCCACCAUAUCCUGGAUUUUGAACACGGUAGCGCCGAAAAUGAAUCAGAGCAAUCAGAAUCUUCUCCAGUUGAUGGAGCAGAAUAAAAUGAGAUCACAACAUCGGUUUUCUAACCUCUUUUUGAGCCUGUCAAACAAGUAUUUGAGUGGCAUGGAUAUAAGUGAUCCAGAUUGGCAACCCCCUGAUCAACUGAGUCCUGUGAAAGCAAUAUCAUUGGAUAGGUUUGCGACGUCAAACAAAAUUAAAGUGGUCAUCAAGAAAAGGAAGUAUUCUGAAGUUAGUGGUAACAGUGGCGAAAAGUUAGAAAAUGAGAAAUUGCUAACCCAAAUCAAACCGUGCAGUGUUGUCAUCAAUAGAAUUAAUGUGCCUGAAGAUGGAAAAAUCAUAAGUGAUAAAGGAGUUAAUAAGACAGCGAGUGAAAGACUCAAUGAUGUGUGGUCUGUUGCUGGUGGUUCCCCUUACAAAGUACAAAUUCUGUCAGAGCGGCCACCAAUUAGUCAUGGAGUUAUCUCAGCCUCUCCUGAAAGAAUAAAUAAAGUUUUGAUGAACAGCAAGCAGAACACAGAUCUAUCGUAUACUUCCAAGAAUGGAGAGACGAGCCUGGCAGACACAGCUUCAGGUGAUUACAUGUCAGGGAACGGAACUACGUGCGAGGCUGCGGAACCUGUGUUGUUGGAGAUGAGUGGUCAAGACAAAACUGGUGGCUUGACGACCGUGAGAGAAAUAUCUGCUUCUUCUGAAGAGGCUGGUAUUCCUGAAGAUCAAUCAGACACAGUGCUGCACAUUCCUGAAAAUACCAAUAAGGACUACUCAAUUCAUAAGCAUGGAAGGAAUUUCAUCGAUGGUGCUCCUUCGGUGCAUGAAAAACCAAAGCAGAAGCCUCUAGGCUUGAGCCUAACAAGCCUCCAACCAGCACGGAAAUCAAGGUUCCUAACGCGGGAUGAUCUCGUGUCUGCAUAUGCACCAAGAACCUACAGAAGCAAAUGUGGAAUGAGGGAAUGGACCUUUACUCAAUCGCCAAAUGGCAGCUGUAAGCUUACAUUUUCUAAAGUUGGUGCUCAGAAGAAGACUUGAACGUUCAUUUGAAUGUUUGUUUUAAUGUUUGUCGGACCAUGUAAAAAGCUAAAUUCUUUCAAAGAUUCAUCCAAUUCAUUUGAAACGUGUUGAUAUUUCGCAAUUUAAAAAUAAAUGGAUAUAAAUAGACAAAAUGACAAGUGAAAAUGAUUUAUAACUUAAAUGUUGAAUGCCUGGCCUAUCCACAACAAAUUAUUUUGAACGGUUAAAUUCCGUUCAUAAAUCUAAAUUAAAAUUAAAAAUUUGCACGUUUUCCCAUCAUUAUUUUAUUAUAUUUUAUAUUGGAUAAGGGGGACCCUUGCUAGGGAAUGUAGACAAGUAAAAUUGGUAUUGACUUUACUUUUUAUGAGGUGGAUUUGAAAUCAGGCAAAAGAUUAAAAGCGACUCAAGAAAUUAAAAAUUUAUUUUUUGUCUUUGCAUUGAUCAUACCAGGACAUGAUUAUCCAUUAUAUUUUAUGGGGAAAGGCUUUUCAAUUUGUUAUGUGGAGUUGGAAACUGAUUUAUACGCUUUUAAAACCAAAUUUUGUCUUAUUGUUUAAGUAAGUUUGUUCAUUAAUAUACAGUUGCUUUUAUACUAAAUUUGUUGAAUAUAUAUGCCACUUUGUCAUCUUGAACCACUGCUCAGAAAAUUCCGUACUCUAUGAGAUCACCCGGUCCCAAUCCAAUUUAACACCGCCAAGCAGAUAACAUAGGGCCCAAGUGGCAGCAGAGAAGCUUGGACCCAGUCGUGACCAUCUUUUCGCCUUUCCACACCAAGACCUUUUAUUGAAACGCCAGAAAUUGUCCUCAAAUCCUCUAAAGGUGCGAAAACCAGAUAAUGUCGACUGUCGAGUCCUCCCAGCCAGUUGAGUAAUUUUUGAGAUGUGAUUCUCCCCACUAUUUGGUACUAGAAACUUACAGACGUUUCCAAGUUAGUUCCAG
This is a messenger RNA of Cloeon dipterum, 2136 nucleotides long. RefSeq lists its product as uncharacterized. Lineage: Eukaryota; Metazoa; Arthropoda; Insecta; Ephemeroptera; Baetidae. The transcript has 9 exons. The record is from RefSeq and is a predicted model, not a curated record. The coding region runs from base 181 to 1215 and encodes 344 amino acids.